Molecule: messenger RNA, 5451 nt
Organism: Bursaphelenchus okinawaensis
Lineage: Eukaryota; Metazoa; Nematoda; Chromadorea; Rhabditida; Aphelenchoididae
Source: the annotation of a GenBank genome assembly
AUGAAUUUGGGGUUAACGACUAAACCAAAACCGGUGAAUCCGGACACCUGGUUUGUGACCAAUCUCAACAAAGGUACUGUCGCUUGUGCCACUUGUUAUCAAUUUUAGAUAUUGUUUUUAAGUAUAACAGUGUGCCUAAUGUAUAUUUAUAUCAGGGGCUGUAAUUUUGUAUUAGGUUCUGCAUACCAUGUGACCCAUAUUAUGAAAGACAAUUACAGUUUUCUUGUAGGAUUCCGAUUACUAGGAAGUUUGAUUUCGAAAAGUCCCACUUUCUGGCUGGGCCUAUCAACCUUAGUUACCCUAAUAUGCUCUACGAGUAUUCUCUUCACUCCUUUGACCAACGAUGUCGCUGAUUUCACUCCAAAUGGAGCACGGGCAAGAAAGGAAUUACAGGUAUGCAUACCUCAAUAUCUGUUAGCCUUUUGAAAAUUGUAUUUCUUACAAUUUUGAUUUAGAAUCUUUUUUUGUAUUUCUUUAAAGAUUUGGUGAUAUACUUCCAGGUAUACAAAGACUUUUUCUCAAAUGCUGGGGAACCAGUGACUUUAUUUAUUUUUGUUGUGGCCAAGAACCAAGGCAAUAUGUUAGGAGUUCACGAGCUUGAAGAAACUGUUAAAGUAAGCAUUUCUCUAAUUACAAGUUUUUAAGGUUAUUGUUGGGCCUUUAUUGAGCACUGUGACCCUUUUUUUUAUCUUUAGGUAACUAAAACCUCGUUUUUAGAUUUUAAAUAUGAUUUCGGACAAGAUUACUUUGGACAACCCAAUCACUAAUCAGAACUUGACUUUUAAUCAAUUUUGUAAUAACUUCUGCACCAUCAAUGAACCAGUACGACACUUCUAUGUAAGUAAUAUAACUUAUAAUGUAAAAUAUAGAAAUUUUAUUUUUUGUUAUUUCACUGUAAAAUAAUAGAACAUCUUUACAAUUAUUAUGUUUUAGAACGGUUUGCUAGUUGAUACUCAAUUUGGAAAUGAAUCUGAACACAUCGACCUCAGCUACCCAAUCACUACAGUACUCGGCCGAAAACUUUAUAUGGAUCCAAACUUUUUUGGGGUAAAAGUAAGUCAAAUCAAGGGCUAUCAUAUACCUUAUAAGUUACACUUACAGUAGUGUUUGUAUUUACAAAAAUGAUUUUAAUUCAGAUAGCCACGAGGAUUGGGAACCAAACUAAAACAAUGUCGGUGAACGAGCUACGAUCAGCUACUGGUCGAUCUUUGAUUGAUAAGGAAAAGGUAAGCGCAAGAUAAAGUAGUUUUUUAAUUUAAAAAAUAUUUUAAUUGUUAUUACUGUAUUAUAUUAUUUAAGCAGAGUAGUGUGCCAUUAUUAAAAUCAAUUACAGAUCCAUGUCAAGAAUAACAUGCGAGAAAUCAAGCUUGUUGGACUACAAUUUCGGGCUGAAUUUUCUAAAAAUUUCAGUAAAAAGGCUGUUAGAAAAUGGGAAAAUGAUGUGAUUGCUUAUGCCAGAAAGUAAGAUAUCAUAAGUUACAAAUUAUAUUGAUUACUAAAUUUUAAAGUACUACACUAUACUCUUUCAUAGUAUUAUAUUAUACUUGUUAUGUAGUUCAAACAGGUUUUACUAUCAUCAAUCAUAUUUUGACUCAUUUUGAAAAUUAAUCGUUUAGCUACAAGAGUGAGUACGUUGAAGUACUAGCAAUGAGCGAAAGCUUUCUGACAGACGAAGUGGUACGAUCUGGAUUGUCAUUGGUGCCGUUCUUGGCCAUAGGCUUUACCAUCAUGUCCAUCUUCUCUAUUGUCACCAUGAGUGCCGCUGCCAUCUAUAUGCGACAAAUGAGUGCACAAAAGGUAAAAUUUUCAGAAGUUUGAAAUAUGAAACUUAACCUAUUACGAGACCUAGCUCAGUAGUUCUUAUACAAGCUAAUAUAAUUACAAUAUUACGUCAUAUACUGUUCAAUCUAUAACAUACCAAAUAAACUCAUUUUUGCCAAUUUCGUAAUUUACUGUUUUCAGAUUAUUCUAGCCGUUAUGGCCUGUGUAUGCCCAUUUAUGGCUUGUGGUACCGCAUUAGGACUUAUGUUCUGGUGUGGGUUCAGGUUUGGCUCCAUUCUAUGCGUAACGCCGUUCUUAGUAUUGGCAAUUGGAGUGGACGAUGCUUAUCUCAUGGUUAACUCCUGGCAAAGGAUUAGACAUAAAAUGAGAAAAGAGCACAAUAAGGUAGAUCUGAAGGAACUACUGCUACAAGUGAUGGAGGAUACUGGCGCUUCUAUCACCAUCACCACCUUGACCAACGUCUUGGCCUUCUUGAUCGGAGCCAUGACUCCGACGCCAGAAAUUCAGUUGUUUUCGAUAGGAAAUGCUUUGGCCAUCGUUAUUGACUAUGUUUAUCAGGUAAUCUUAAAUUUAGUAUCUUCCCACUUUAGUAAUUGUUUUCAGUGGACUAUCUUUGGCUCAGUCAUGGUAAUUACCGGUCGAUUUGAAAACAACGACGAAAAAGCCCUAGGACCAGUAGAUGGCACCAGCUUUGGCCAGAAAUGGCGUUCUUUUGUUAAGACGUUCUUUAGCAAGUAGGUACUUACAUAAGAUAACAUACCUUUUACUAUGCCAUCGAGUUAGAGGCCUUAUGUAUUUUUAUAUCUUUUACAGUCAUGAUUUUCAUUACCACAGAACAUUUCACUAUACGCAUUUAAUUUUUUUUUUGAAUUGUGUUUUAUGAAUUUAAAUUUAGAUUUCUGGAUGUAUACUGUAAAAUCCUAACGAAUACCGUGGCUGUAUCAGCUGUGAUAGCCGUAGUAGCUGGUUACAUGUACAUAUCUUUGUACGGUGUGCUACAAAUCAAGGCUGAACUGAAGCCAGAACAACUCUUCAUUGGUGAUUCGGAUGUUAUAAAAGUAUGUUAGUUUUUUAAAUGAAAAAUAAUUUCAAUAUACGACAAACGUGAUCUUAAUAUCUUCUCUAACGCAAUAAAAGCACAAUAUUUAGAUAUGAUUUUGAACUUCCUCACCAAUAACAUACACAUAACCAAUAUUUACUAAUAAAAUGCCAAAACUCACUUUUCAGAUUCUCGACCUUCGCAACAGGUAUAUUACUCCCUUCUACACCAUCUGCAUCGUGUUUGUCAACAACCCCGGCAACUUCAGCGACCCCUCCAACAUGCAACGGCUGUCACAAAUGGUGGCCGACUUCGAGAGCCUGCCAUCCUCUUUAGGGCCAUUCUCGACCAAAUUCUUCCUCCGAGAUUACGAAGAAUUCGUGGAAUCUUCAGAAGAGACGGUCAAGGAUCUGUCAGAAGAACUGGCAGAGUUCGAAGAGACUGUCAAAGAGAAUGGCAAGGAAAACGAGCUGACACAAUUCCUGGAAUGGCCAGAGUUCCAGUUUUGGAAGGGAUUCGUGAGGCUGGAACAGGCGAUGGACAAAGAUAAUCAGUAAGCUUUGUAGGUCUAUUUACAAGGAAAGUACCCAACCUUCAACUCUCAGAAUUAGCUCAAAAUUUUUACAUUGAUUCUUUGUAGUACCAAUAGCACAUAUAAAAAAUUUUAGCUUGCGGUUUUAAGUUUUAAAAUUAAUAUAUUUAAAUUUCCCGCCAAUUUGGCAACUUUGGCAUUGUGUUGCAAGCACUUUUUUUGAUGUUCCAAUUGAUGAUAAGAUACGCUUACAAAUUUAAAAUUUUAGGUUCAUUUGAAGCUUUUCUAACAUUAUAUUAAAUAAAAUUUGUCAAAAGUCAAAAAAUGACAAAGUUAAAAGCUUGAAACACUAUGCCAAUUUGGAGGGAAAUUCAAAACGCGAUUUUUCGAUCUUGAUUUUCUCAACAGUGACCGCAAACCGCAACUUAGAAUCUUGCAUAAGAUCUUAUAAUUACAUGAUCUUUUAAUAAAAAAAAUGUGAACGAAAUCUCAGCGUUGCAGGUCGGGUACCUUCCUUGUUAGUUUAUCAAACGGUAACUUUAUUUUUACCCUGAAUACUAAAGUAAGGCGAAUUUUCUCUCGGUUUACCCAAAAAUAAGAUAAGAGACUUACUUUGUCCUUUUAUUCUUAAUUUGAGGCACAUUUAACAGUCUUCCAUUAGUUUGUUUAGAAUUUAAUAAUCAGCUACAAGAUUUUGUUUUUUAAUUUCGAAAUCUUCCAACAUAAUAUUUGAAUUUCCAGAAUAAUUAGAUCGCAGUCUGCGCCCAUUUUCUGUUUUUGAUACAAGAUUUUUAAUUUUGUCGCCAACUGAAGCUAUUUUUUCAGUGUUCAUACCAAUCUGACAAGGUUCUUCUUUACCACAGCGUCUCAUGGCAAUGAACUUCGGGACUGGUCGAAUCGGGCCAAACUUCUGGAAGAAUGGAGGAAAGUCGGGGAUUCCGUGAGUUUUGAGAAUUUGUAAUCAAUAUAAACAAUAUUAUUGUAUAAAAAUUACUUGCUCUAGCUAUCGUUUGCUAAUUCAAAGUUGCAUUAUUUUGUCGACAUCUCACUUUUCAGUAUCCCGAGUACGAGUUGAGUGUGUUUGAAGAUGAUGCCAAGUUCUUGGACUUGAUCCCGACCAUGAUUCCACAGACCUUACAGUCUUCUUUGUGUACUUUAUUGUGCAUGGCUGUCGUAUGUUGUUUGUUUAUACGACAACCGACUGCCGUGUUUGUGGCCAACUUCUCCAUCUUCAGUACUUGUGUUGGUAUGUUAUGUUAACUUUUAUGAUAUGAAAUUGAAGAUUGUUUUAGCUAUUCUAGUGGUGUAAGGGUAUCUUAUACUAAUAUAUUACAAGUUUAGCUGUCUUUAUUUUACAAUAUUCCAACAUCUAUUUACUGCUUUCAGGUGUCUUCGGUAUCUUGUCGUUGUGGGGCGUGGAUCUCGACCCGAUUGUAAUGAGUGCCGCCAUUAUGUCAAUUGGUUUCUCCGUCGACAUCCCGGCUCACAUAUCGUAUCAUUACUACAAAACAGGUACGUAAUUCCUCGGUUUACUACAAGAACACGUUCAUGAGUAAUUUAUGUUUGACUUUAAGGACGUUCGUAUGAGUUGUUAGUCACGAUAAGAGUGAAUGAAAGGAAAAUAUAGAAAACAAUUCUUAUAAAACAUAUAUGUUUAUUGUUUAAGUAGGUUAAGGUGAAAUGAAAUGGCAAUAUUAAGAAACAGUUAAUUAAAAUAUAUUUGCAUAUGAAGCGAGUGCUUUCUGAAUUGAAUUUUUAUACUAAAAACACCUUAAAGUCACGACUUGUUUAAGGAAUUGACGGAAAGCACAGUAAAGUAGAAGAUCGCUUGAAAGAAUGCCUGCAGCACAUUGGUUUUCCCGUUCUGGAAGCCGGUAUCUCUACUAUAAUAUGUGUGCUCAGUCUGACGCUGGUCGAACUGCACAUGGCCAAGGUCUUUGCCAAGACGAUGGUGCUGGUGGUGGGAAUUGGACUGAUCCACGGUCUUCUGGUCAUACCUUCGAUGUUCUACCUCAUCUCGCUGAUCCCAUUCCCUCAGGCUAGGCCUCGGCAGCAAGUGCAAGCCGUCAAACUGAACGAUGCAAUCAACCUAUCCUAA